GGAUGGCGCAGGUUCUAUAUGAACAUGUCGGUGUAUCAGUGCUCGCUGUGUCGGCGGACUGUCUUCUCUGGCAGAAGGAAACAUGUUUAUGAGAAGGGACACCAGAAACGCCUCGCAGAUGUUCUCAAGGAGUUUGGCAGCAAGGUGGAUGCUGCACGGAAGAUGAUUAAAGCCGCUUCAGUUGUAAAGUUUAAUCCUCAGGAACAUGAGAAGAAAUUCUGGUGUCACUGCUGCGGCAAGGAAGUCGGCAAACACACUAGUGAUGGGAAUGUGACUGUGCUGUAUGGGAGCUUCUUAGAGCACUUUCAAAGUUCAGAACAUGCAAAAGCGGUGAACAAGUUCUGGUGGAUCCACCAAGCAGAAGCAAAAUUAAAAUUGCGAUUUAUUCUUACAUCGGAAGACUAUGAAAGGUUCAAGUCAUCUGUGGUGAAAGCUCUGGAAAACUAUGAGGAAACAGAGGAUACGCUAAUUAAAGAGGUUGCAACGAAGAUCCGAGAAACUGAACAGAGACGACUUGAAAUGCUUCAGAGCGUUUUAGAGCCUGUAAUACAUCCUACUGAAGAAAAAGAGAUGGUGACCAGGAGAAGCAGCGAGCAAGUCCUGUCCCGGGAAAUGGUAGAUCUGGAUUCGGAAGAGCCUGGACCCAGCGGUGUACAUUUAACAUCGCCUGAAAUUGUACAACCACAUGUGACAUUUAUUGGUCAGCAGGUGAUGUCCCUAGAGGGAAAUAUACAUACAGGUGCCAUCCCGCCUUGGAUGUUACCUGAUGAAAAGGAACAAGAGGAAAUCGGACCAUCACAUGCAGGCUUUCUCAAGCAUAAGGAGAUAAUGAAGUUGAAGAAACUGCCACCAAACCGAGUGGGGGCAAACUUUGACCACAAUGCUCAAACAAAUGAAGCCUGGCUUCCUUCCUUUGGCAGAGUGUGGAACAAUGGAAGACGGUGGCAGUCUCGACAUCAGUACAGGAAAGAGGAGGAGAACACGGGUCCAAAAAGGAGAAAGUAUGAAGAAAUCUAAAUGUAAAGGAAAUCGGUCACUUGAAUGUUUAUACCUGUGUGUAUAUAUAACUUGGAUCUGCUGUUUUUGUAUAAACUGUACAUAUAUACUGACAAUGUAAAAUUUUUUGUCUUGUAAUUAAUUUUGUCAGUAUGUGUCAUUCAGCAUAAUGAACUUUGUGUGUGGCAUGGACUAUUGUUGUUUCCUUUGUCAUUACUUUGCUGUUGAUAUAAAAUGUUCUUUAAUGUGUAAAAA
Molecule: messenger RNA, 1251 nt
Organism: Spea bombifrons (plains spadefoot toad)
Lineage: Eukaryota; Metazoa; Chordata; Amphibia; Anura; Pelobatidae
Gene: CENATAC
Product: centrosomal AT-AC splicing factor
Exons: 11
Coding region: 19-1017 (332 amino acids)
Source: RefSeq, a predicted model, not a curated record